GUUAGUGCCGCUAGCAGAAAAAUAGUCAUCAUCGGAUAUUUACAAAAAGCGAUUGACAACACAUUGCAUGUAUGCGGAGACAGCUGUUUGAGACAAGUAUUUAUAGUUAGUUAUUACAAAGGGACAUAUUGAAAAUUCUGUUGAGCUGUUACACGCUCAUGCAGUCCAUAACUUGUUGUUAGCGGUCAUUGCCGCUCGUGCUCAGAAAAACGAAUUACGGUUUUUCAGAUCCCAUCGAUCGUCUUUCAAGGAAGGAUACCUAGCCGGCUAGCUUUAGGCUAUCCUUUACUCGAAGGCUAAUGAUAGGCAUGCCACUAAUGCACUAGCUACUGAACAUGUCAAUUAUAUUUUGUUUCAUUCUUUAUACUUGUAGCAACUGGUUAUGUUAUUGUCACUGUUGGUGAUGCAAGUUGUGACUUUAAAUCUGUAUUAUGAAUAGCAUAGACAGUUUAUAAACAUAGCUAGCUUAACGCUAUUAGCUAGCUUAAUGCUAUCUAGGUCUCCCCAUUGCAUUGAAUUAUUUUGUCAAAACUAUUAGCCAGCUACCGUUCCACUGAAGAGAAAUCGCAGCCAAAAUGGAUUCAUUCUUGGACUAUGAAGAAUGCAUCCAGGACUCACCUGCAUUUAGGCUUACCCUGGAUAAGUGUCAAACUGAUGUUGCAGAGCUGCAGAGUCGAGUGGAAAAGGUGAUGAAGCUCUGUGGCAAGAUGGUUGAAUCAGGGCAAGCAUACAACACAGCAAAUCAGCAUUUCCUCGAUGGACUGGCUGAGUUCUCCACGUAUCACAAACGUGACAGCGUCAUCAUGAACUGCAUGAGUCAGUUCAUUCAAGGACUACAGGAGAUGAUCAACUUUCAUACUGUGCUGUUUGACCAGACGCAGAGAGCUAUCACUCAGCAGCUGUCAAACCUUCUCACACAGUUCAUACCCCAGCUAGGAGAGACUAGGAAGGAGUUUGUGCGGAUUGGGGAGGAUCUGGAGACAGCAGCGGUGAAAAAUGCCCAGAUAUACCGCCACAAAGUCACUGAUGCAGAGCGUGCCAGCCAUCUGCUGUUGGCCACACGCAAAUGUCACCAGCACUUUGCCCUUGAUUACUGCUUGCAGUCCAUGUUCUUCUGUUUGGUGCCUAAUAAACAGAAGCCAGAGUUAACGGAGUUAAGGCAUUCAUUUUGGUUUCUUCAGCGAUUGCUGAAUAACUUCAAGGCCCAGCAGAAGCUGGACAUCCUAAAUUCUGUGUUCUCCUACUUCCAUGCCCAGUAUACCUUCUUCCACCAAGGCUUUGACUUGCUGAGAGACUUGGAGCCCACUAUGAAGUCCAUGGCCGCACAGCUUGCCCAACUCUCGACUGAAUGUACAGCUAAAAGAAAGGACCUGGAGAAUACCCACCUACUGAUCCAGCAGAGAGAUGCCUCAGGGGAGCCCAUACUACGUUCCUGUCCUGAUGGUGGGGAAACCAUACAGGGCUACCUCUUCAAAAGAUCUCGGAGAAAGAACAAGACAUGGAAGAGAUGCUGGUUCUCCAUUAAAGACAACCAAUUGGUGUACACAAAGUCACAUAAGGAGGAGCCUGUGUUGCUGUUUGAUGACCUCAGGCUGUGUGCGGUGAAGUCUCUGGACAGCAUUGACCGCCGCUUCAGUUUUGAGCUGGUUUCUGUUAAAAAAUGCUGUGCCCUCCAGGCUGACUCAGAGGAGCUGAAACAGGCUUGGAUCAGUGCCGUUCUAGGGAGCAUAGACAUGGCCUACCGCGAGAGAGUGGAGUCCCAGCAGCCUCAGCCCAAAGAAAGCCCUCUGCCCCUCCAGAGCCCCUCAGACCCCCAGCCAGGACAGCCUCCUCAAAGGCCUGCCGCUUUGGUUGUGGCCCUCCAAAGUCCGGGGAACCACCGCUGCUGCGACUGCAGUGAGGAGGAGCCACGCUGGGCCAGCGUCAACCUGGGUAUCACCAUGUGCAUCGAGUGCUCCGGCAUCCAUAGGAGCCUUGGGGUCCAUCUCUCCAAAGUGCGAUCUCUCACCCUAGACUCCUGGGAUCCCGAACAGCUGAAGCUGCUGUGUGGUCUGGGUAAUGAUGUCAUCAAUGGGAUAUAUGAGUCCAGGUGUGCAGCAGAGGGCAGAGUAAAGCCUAGUGCUGGCAGCCCUCGCCCAGAGAAAGAGACAUGGAUUAAAGAGAAAUAUGUGGAGAAAAGAUUUGUGAAGGAUGCCAACUCGCCUGAAACACAGAUUGGGAGGGAGAAUGCAGGACGCCAGUUGUACCAGGCUGCUUUCCAAGGGGACCUGGUCACCAUGGCAUCAGCGUUGGCGCAGGGUGCAGAGGUGAACUGGAGCCACGCUGAGGAGGAGGGACGCACUGCUCUCAUUGGCUCAACUUUUGGGGGCUCCCUAUCGGCCUGUGAGUUCCUACUGCAGAAUGGAGCCAAUGUUAACUACCGUGACCAGCGCGGUCAAGGUGCCCUUCACACUGCAGCCACCUGGGGCCACACAGGGCAAGUGUGUCUACUUCUAAAAAAGGGAGCCAAUCAGUAUGCAGUUGACGAGAGGGGGCAGGACCCACUCGCCAUUGCCAUAGAGACAGCACAUGCCGAUAUUGUAACCCUACUACGAAUGGCUCGCAUGAAUGAAGAGAUGAGAGACUCAGAGGGAUUCUUUGGAUCUAUGGGUGACGAUGAGACAUUUCAAGACAUCUUCCGUGACUUCAGUGAUAUGGCUUCUCACGAUCCAGAAAGACUCACUCGUCGACAGUUCAGCAGAAGCGGACAAGAGGGACAGGACAAGAGGAUGGUGAAUGACCAGCACAAGGCAGAGAAGGAGGAGGAAGACACAUAGGGAGAAUCUCAAUUGCAUACUCCUCGUGUCCUCUCUCCUCUCAUCUUGCCUCUUUCUAAAAACCCAUUGGAGGAAAAGGUCAGACGGAUGGGGCCUCUGGCAUUCUCAUUCAAUGGGUUUUGAGAAGGAGGUGAGGAGAGAGGACGCAAGGAUUAUGCAAUAGAGAUUCUCCCAUGUAAAUAAAGAGGAGGAGACCUAGGGUUGGGAAUUAUAAAGGAAAAGGGGCAUUACCACUUUUCCGGUCAAGAAUGGAGAACCCAGGGGUGAAUUCAAUGAGGUGAAACGUUCACAAAGUUGCAGGUAGAAAUGACAUGACUCUCAGUUCUACAUAACAAACACUCACACCUAAUCUAUACAAAACAUUUACAGUAUAUCUAAACAUUCUGUAAAGUUGCACCCUCCUGGUCCUUCAGGGCUGCAGUGUCUGACAGUUGUCAUUGUGCCUCAGCAGUUAAAUAACAAAUCAAAUUCUGACUUGAACAAAGUAAAAAAGAUACAUUUUUAACUUGCUUCAGUUUUGAGGCACACUUUUGAAGUUAUUAGAAAAGUUACCUGAACAGUUUUACAAAGAAAAAGAAAACAUAAACUACUAGGCCUACUGCUACAAGGAAGCAAAUGGUCUCAGGAUCUCAAUCCUGUUUAGAACUUAUUAUAUUCAAUGUUACAGUCUUGAAUACUGCUCAGUAGACCCUUAAACCCUCAAGGAAUGAAUGCUCCAAUUCUUGUGAAUGGAUGUUUCAUUGGAUGGAUGCAUAUGAACUGUGUUUGCUCAGUCUGCUGAAAUGCCCAAAAAGGCAAUAAAUAAGGAAUAUAAAAGGGUUACAUAUUGAAAUACUAAAGUAUUAUAUUUUUUUGUAUUGUUAUUAGCCACUCCCAAUAUUUCAGAAGUUAUUAGAUGACUUAUACUUACUGACUGAACUGCUGCAUGCAAUAGCCCAUACAUGUUGCUACUUACAGGUCAUCUGAGGGAACCGUUGAUUCUUGCUGAACGUGGGGUGUAUUCACUAGGAACCAAACAGGAUAAAACAGGGAGGGACCUACCCAAAUCUGUCCAAUAAGAACUCUCGUUUUCAUUGCAGAACAUUUUCUGUUGUGAAACAUUUUUGUUACAGUGUGUACUAAUGAUUAUACCCCGGUUAAUCUUUCAAUUUGAGUCUGGAUCAAUCCCAUUGAAAGCAAUGGCUCCUUAUAAUAGACUGUUAUUGUUAUGUUUUUGUUCGCAGAGGAGAUAAGUGGACCAAAACUGUCAAAUUAGAAUGCAGGGAUUUAGAAUGUAUUAUAAAGCGGGUAGUUUGGGUCCUGGAUUAUAAUUGGCUGAAACAGCAUUUCAGCUGUGUGUAUAUCAGACAAUAUGACGCAGAAGUACUUGUUUACUGUUCUACUUAUGUUGCUAACCAGUUUAUAAUGGCAAUUAGGCAUCUUGGGGGUUUGUGGUAUAUGGCCAAUAUACCACAUCCCCUUGGGCCCUAUUGCUUAAAUAUAGGCCUAUUAUAUAUUAUUUUACUGUGGCACAGUCAGAUAUAAUAAAAUGUGUCUUAAUACUG
Molecule: messenger RNA, 4360 nt
Organism: Salmo salar (Atlantic salmon)
Lineage: Eukaryota; Metazoa; Chordata; Actinopteri; Salmoniformes; Salmonidae
Product: BAR_ACAPs and ArfGap_ACAP domain-containing protein
Cellular component (GO): cytoplasm
Molecular function (GO): GTPase activator activity; protein binding
Source: RefSeq, a predicted model, not a curated record